AUGACAGCGUUUGACGGUGUUCUCCUCGAAACUCUGGGCGUCAACGAUAAGCCAUGCGACGAGGCUGUGAUCGAGGUCGAGCUCGGACAGGAAGUUGAAGUUCGUGUUACUAACGAGCUCCACGAUGCCUCGUGUCUGCACUGGCAUGGUAUGAAGCAACUCGGCACUCAAGAGAUGGACGGUGUAUCGGGCAUUACUCAAUGCUUUCUUGAACCGAACACCACCGCGGUGUACCGUUUCAAACCCGACAAGGCUGGUACUUUUUGGUGGCACAGUCACCACAAGACGCAGUAUGCUUUCGGUCUACGAGGUCCUCUCAUUGUCCAUGCACCUGCCAGUGACCUCCGUGACUGUGAGAAGGAGAUCGACGAGGAAUUUACCGUCCAACUAGCGGAAAUCUACCACACUGUUCCAGCAUUAACAGGACCAGUAUUGUGGGAUACGAUCGCUAUCAACAACCGUGGACGAUUUAACUGCACGGCCGCGGCAUUGAACAACCUCACCGAGUGCUCUACUGAUCAACCGUUAUCGAACUUUUACUUUAAAGCGGGUAAGAAAUACCUACUGCGAUUGAUCAAUAUGGCCGCUCAGGCUCCUUUCGAAUUCAGUAUCGACGACCACGAGUUCCAGAUCAUUGCAGCUGAUGGCGAGCCUGUACAGCCGACGGAGCUUAUCAACUCGAUCUUUAUCAACGCUGGACAACGUUACGACAUUGCCGUCCAGGGCAAGAAUGAUACGCAAGGUGUAGACUCGUUCUGGAUGCGAGCAAAGGGGAUGACGGGUCUUCCCUGGAUGGCACGAGCUGCGGACACCGGUCUACCCGGUUUCAAUGCUGAGGGCUUAGCAAUUGUCCGCUACAACGCAGCAAACACAUCCGAACCGACCACCCAGAAAUGUGAAGAGGUAGUGACCAUGAGCGAGUUUGACUUCACCCCCGAAACGAUGGCAGCUCUUCCUACGACAGCAUCUGACCGCUCAAUCAUUCAAUUCGACAUCAUACCAAAGGCGGGAGGUAUCGUCUCUAUCGAUGGAGGAGAGUACCACAGCCUUGUGAUACCCGAUGAACCGCCACUCUUCACGAUCUCCAAUGGCUCAACUACUGCAGACUUACCGUUCACUGCUAACGCUCGAGCGAUUGAAUACGGCAAGCACGUAGAAGUCGUAUUGGUAAACAAUAUGAACGAACAGCACCCGUUCCAUCUGCACUCACAUGCACCUUGGGUGGUCGGUAGUGGCCAGGCUACGGCUGAGGACAUCUACAACAACAAUUUGCCACCCUUGAAACUAGUAGGGGCCAUGAUGCGCGACGUCUACACGGUGCCUCCUUGUGACACGGAUGAGAACAACUACUGCGUUAACCUGGGCUACCUAGUUCUUCGCUUCAUAGCUGACAAUCCGGGGGUCUGGAUAAUGCACUGCCACAUUGACUGGCACAUGGAUAUUGGCUUAUCGAUGAUCUUCGUUGAGGGUGAGAAGGAACUACAGCACAAAGGGCCGAAUGCGUUCUCCAAUAGCUUGUUAAGUGUAUGCAAGAGAACGUCGGCGUAA
Molecule: messenger RNA, 1548 nt
Organism: Phytophthora nicotianae INRA-310
Lineage: Eukaryota; Oomycota; Peronosporomycetes; Peronosporales; Peronosporaceae
Exons: 1
Coding region: 1-1548 (515 amino acids)
Molecular function (GO): copper ion binding; oxidoreductase activity
Source: RefSeq, a predicted model, not a curated record